Molecule: messenger RNA, 297 nt
Organism: Lodderomyces orthopsilosis Co 90-125
Lineage: Eukaryota; Fungi; Ascomycota; Pichiomycetes; Serinales; Debaryomycetaceae
Gene: ATP17
Product: F1F0 ATP synthase subunit f
Exons: 2
Coding region: 1-297 (98 amino acids)
Biological process (GO): proton motive force-driven ATP synthesis
Source: RefSeq, a predicted model, not a curated record
AUGUCAUUUGUUAUUAGAAGACAAUUGUCGUCAUUGAUUCCACCAAAGAUUGCUUCCGCAAAGAAUCUUGGCUCAGCUCCAAAUGCCAAAAGAAUGCAAGAAGUUGUUUCAUUCUACAAGAAGUUGCCACAAGGACAAGCACCAGCUGCCAAAAAGCCAACAAACCCAUUGGCAAGAUACAGGGCCGCUUACUUUGAUGGCGACAACGCUUCAGGUAAACCAUUGCUUCAUUUGGCUCUUGUUGUCCUCAUCUUUGGUUACUCUUUGGAAUACCAACACUUAAAAGCUCAUCACUAG